Molecule: messenger RNA, 669 nt
Organism: Vigna umbellata (rice bean)
Lineage: Eukaryota; Viridiplantae; Streptophyta; Magnoliopsida; Fabales; Fabaceae
Source: RefSeq, a predicted model, not a curated record
AAGGUGAAGAGAAAGGGAGUGAUUGCACUGUUUAGUGUGUAGUUAAGUAAUGAAGAAUUGGAGCAGAGUGUAGCUCUGCACUUAUUUUUUUGAAAGCAGUUGAAGGAGUUGGAAGUGUAAUUUUAAUCAUAGCAUGUACUUCCCUUUUCAUGACAGGACGGACAUGAUUCUGAAGACCCAAAGCAAAGCACUGCUGAUAUGACAGCUUUUGUGCAAAAUCUUCUUCAACAGAUGCAAAUAAGGUUCCAGACAAUGUCUGACUCCAUAAUUACAAAGAUUGAUGAGAUGGGAAACCGUAUAAAUGAGUUGGAAGAAAGCAUCAAUGAUCUAAGAGCAGAGAUGGGAGUGGAGAGAAAUCCAUCACCUGUGGCCCCUGUUGCCCGUGCUAAGCCAAAGGAAGAAGAGUCGAACAAAGAAGAAGGUUCUGCUUGAGUUACAUUUGUGUUCUACUGCAUUGUUUUAUUUUGUAUCUUGUCAUAGUUCAGGAUUCUGUGACACUGUAUCUAGCGAACUUUCUCUUUGGUAGCUAAAAUUUCUGUUCAAACUAUGUAAAAAGCAAAGCCCCGUCGUUGAUUUCUUGUGUCUUUCUAAUUGGAAUGUGCUAGAUAGGGUGCCAUGUGUUUGUGGAGGAUAUUUCCUAUACUUUAAAUUUCUUGAUUACUUUAUGUU